Dacryopinax primogenitus is the source of this 1114-nucleotide messenger RNA. RefSeq lists its product as uncharacterized. The transcript is spliced from 3 exons. Lineage: Eukaryota; Fungi; Basidiomycota; Dacrymycetes; Dacrymycetales; Dacrymycetaceae. The record is from RefSeq and is a predicted model, not a curated record. Bases 370 to 687 code for a protein of 105 amino acids.
CAGUGGCCUGGUUGAUAAAAAGAUUGCAAGACAUAUUGUUGAACAUGUCCACAAUGUCAAAUCUUCUCUGACCCAAGGAAAUGGCAGGAGUUUGAAGAACAACACCUGCUUCCACCAGUUGAACCAUUUGAGCAAUGGGGAAUGGACUUCAUUGGAAUACCAGAGACCAGAGAUGGUCACAAGCAUAAAUGGAUCUUGACAAUGGUCAAUCAUGCCACAGGCUGGCCAAUUGUGAUUCCAAUGCAAAAAGCCACAGGCCAAUGAGUUGCCCAGGAGAUUUGGGACCAGAUCAUUAUGCACUAUGGAGUGCCAAGUGAAAUCCUCACAGACUGUGGAAAGAACUUCCUUGCUCCAGUUGUGUCUGAAUUCAUGCAGAAGGCUCAAGAAGAAGCUUCAGAGCAAAGCACUAUCCAUGCAGUUGCAGACAAGGAGUGGUGGGAUCACCAACUCAAUAUCAGGAUGGAAGGUACACAGCAGGGUUUUGAGGUUGGUCAAAAGGUGCUGCUCCAGAAUGAAACUGCAAACAAGGGUGAUGCACAUUGUCACUUUGCCAAUCCAAAUACCAGGUCUGCACCAAUCAUGGUUACAGAAGACAAAACCAGAUGUGCACCAGUGACAGUUGCAGAAGACAAAGCCCAGUCUGCACCAGUGAUGGUUGCAGAGGAUGAAUCACAGAAUACACAGUGAACAGUUAUGCCAAGACAGAGAUCAUGACCCAUGGGUCAAGAUCACAGAAUUCCGCAAACUGUUCCAGUGAAACAAAGGCCACAGACUCAAUUCUAAACUGAUAACACAGACAAUACCCCAAGACUGCAGGUCUUGGAUUACAAUCCUCCAGACAGAGGUCCAAUUCCCUCAACCUGAAGCCCUGGAGCAACCCAAACAGUUGCCUGCACAGAUGUGCAAAGUUAGUAAAUCUGAUGCAAAAGGUGGUCCACUGAUUGCAUAUGCAUGUCCAGUCCUCCAGAUGGAGGUCCAGAAUGCAGUACACUGCAGUCUUACCAGGAUGCACCAAAACCUGAUUCCAUCCUUGCAAACAGGAGACACAGAGCAGAGCCAGAAGGCAAAAUUCCAUCUCAAAAUCAUAAAAUCCCAGCCAUCCAGCCCAAGAACA